Molecule: messenger RNA, 2119 nt
Organism: Pyricularia grisea
Lineage: Eukaryota; Fungi; Ascomycota; Sordariomycetes; Magnaporthales; Pyriculariaceae
Exons: 4
Coding region: 52-1488 (478 amino acids)
Biological process (GO): iron ion transmembrane transport
Cellular component (GO): membrane
Molecular function (GO): iron ion transmembrane transporter activity
Source: RefSeq, a predicted model, not a curated record
GAUCAAUCACUACAAAGUCCUUUGUUUUGGGCUCUUCACUCUUUCCCAAUCAUGGCCUCUAGGGACACGCAACCCAUGGCAAUCGAGCCUAACAUGACGGCCGAGGUGAUUGAUCUAGAUCCGCCACCUAUCAGAUUUCGCGAUGCAGUACCUCGAUCGCUCGAGCUGCGGCUGUACGUGUCGCAUUUCCUCUCUACGUGGAACUCUCGACUCUUUGAGUUCGCCGCUGUGCUCUUCCUGGCAUCCAUUUUCCCUAACACGCUGCUGCCCAUGUCUGUUUACGCUCUUGUUCGGAGCGGCGCCGCCAUUGUUUUCGGUCAGUCGAUUGGGUCGUGGAUUGACCGUGGCGAUCGCCUAACCGUUGUGCGCGUCUCCAUCGUCGGUCAGCGUCUGGCCGUUGCUUUUAGCUGUGGUCUGUUCUGGGCUCUGGAAUUGCGGGGUCAUUGGAUGAUGGACUCCUCCUCCUCCCGCGGUCUUGGGGAUGGCCUCUUUGCCCUGACUGUGGUGCUGGCUUGCGUCGAAAAGCUAUGCUCCGUCAUGAAUCUUGUGUCGGUCGAGAGAGACUGGGUAGUCGUCAUAACCGAGGGGAACGAAUCAACACGGCGAAUUGCUGCCGCAUCAACUCUUGUCGCCAUCUGGACCACCCUGGCGAUGAACAUCUUGUCGGUGGCGGUUGAAUAUAUCUGCAUCGCUCAGGUCUACAAACAUGUACCAGCUCUUGCUGUCCAAAGAGAUGAUGGAAACGCGCCAGCGCAAUCAAGGGCAUCGGCCUCGAAUAGGUCCCCUGCCUUAUCCUGGAUGAGAUCCCUGGCGCAUCGUGUCCUCCCCAUCGACUCGUUCCCCUUUUACUUUGGCCACCCAGCCUUCCUGCCGUCCUUUUCACUUGCGCUGCUCUACUUGACUGUGCUAUCAUUCUCGGGCCAGAUGAUCACCUACCUGGUAUCGGUCGGCUAUAGCUCGUUGCACGUCGGAGUCGCCCGCACCGUGAGCACCUUGUUCGAGUUGAGCGCCACGUGGAUUGCGCCUCGCCUGAUGAAGCGCAUCGGCAUAGUCAGAGGAGGGAUUUGGAGUCUGUGCUGGCAGAUGGCCUGGCUCGCCGCCGGUGUCGCAUGGUUUUUUACAGACGUUUCUGGUAAGGGCACCAACAGUAUAGCUUCUGCGACUGGGCUUGUCGUUACCGUUGCUCUCAGUCGAAUCGGACUCUGGGGCUAUGACUUGUGCGCUCAGAACAUCAUCCAAGACGAGGUCGAAUCGGAAUAUCGCGGCACCUUCUCCACUGUCGAGGCGUCGUUCCAGAACCUAUUUGAGCUGCUUUCAUAUGCGUCCACUAUUAUAUUCUCCCGACCGGAUCAAUUCCAAUGGCCCAUCGUCAUCAGUGUCGUGGCCGUUUAUGCUGCAGGUGGCUUGUAUGCGGCCUUUGUGCGGCGACGACGGGGACAUCUCUUUCAUGCACCGCCGUGUAUCGGAGAUAAAAGAGGCCAGUUAUGAGACUCCGGAACGAGUCGUUUUACUCGGCUCGCCUGUCGGAGAGACUAACUGCACUAUUUGUGACCUUCACCAGCCAGCCAUGUGAGGUUUUUCCCAAGUGAGUGAGCGCGCCGUCCUAGCGGCCUUCAACGGACCAUUGGAUACCCCGCGCCCGCGUGUGCUCGAACCCAUUGAUUGGACCUGCCUAGAAAACCUCUUCGUUAGCUCCGGCUUAAUAUUUGCGCCGAUGGUCCCCUCGAAACUGCAAAAAAAAGGAUGUCAAGCCUGUCUAGCCGCAGAUUCCAGGAGUGAGGCAACUCAACCACUUUUGUCCCGAUGAGCGACUGCAUCGGACCAACUGAACCUGUUGUUAGCUGCGUGUGCAUACUAUCGAGAAGAGCUAGCUCUAAAUUCAAGUGACGUUGACGCCCCAGAUUAGGACUAGAACUAAGUCAUUGCGCGUCGUGCAGCCGUGAAUGUAUACGACAAUUGUGCGGUCGGCUGCAACAGUCUGUCCAAGCCGCUCUCGAGGAUGGUCCCAAACAGCGUAGAGCUCAGCCCUGCCGAAGAACCAGGACAGUUGACGAAGAUUUUUUUCAGCUACUUCUGUGUGCAUAUAUGACUUUUCUGGGAAUGUAUAAAUUAAAGCGAG